Nanorana parkeri is the source of this 410-nucleotide messenger RNA. It is a transcript of the gene LAMTOR4, whose product is annotated as late endosomal/lysosomal adaptor, MAPK and MTOR activator 4. Gene Ontology annotation, molecular function: guanyl-nucleotide exchange factor activity. The transcript has 4 exons. Bases 68 to 364 code for a protein of 98 amino acids. Gene Ontology annotation, cellular component: lysosome; Ragulator complex. The record is from RefSeq and is a predicted model, not a curated record. Gene Ontology annotation, biological process: positive regulation of TOR signaling; cellular response to amino acid stimulus. Lineage: Eukaryota; Metazoa; Chordata; Amphibia; Anura; Dicroglossidae.
UGACUAUAAAGAAAGGAGGCGGGGCUGGGAGUGAAGGAGGAAGUAGCCGGGUGUAGGAGAAGCAGACAUGACCUCCACACUCACGCAGGGUCUGGAGCGGAUUCCGGAUCAGUUGGGGUACUUGGUGAUGAGCGAGGACGGCGUGUUAGCAAGUUCCGGCGACCUGGAGAACGAUGAGAAUUUGGCGGGUGUGAUCCGGGAGAUGGUGACCGCGGCUUGCAGCUUCCGCUGUCUGGGGGACCAGAUACCAUUUAAACGCAUGAGCAUUGUGUUCGGCGAGCACUCGUACUGCGUCACCAUCUCCGGACAGAAGAUCUACGUGGUGAAGAGACAGAAUGUUGUCCGUGAACCAAUCAGUGUUUGAGAGAACUUGUGACCGCAUCCUCCGCUUUACAUGUAUAGAAUGGACU